Didymodactylos carnosus is the source of this 1842-nucleotide messenger RNA. NCBI's taxonomy places the organism in Eukaryota, Metazoa, Rotifera, Eurotatoria, Philodinida, Philodinidae. The record is from the annotation of a GenBank genome assembly.
AUGGCAACUCCUAUGAAAUCAGGUACAAGAAGUUCGGAAAAAAGCGCUGCUCCAAGUGCUAAAACAAAGAAGAAGAAGGAAGAAGAAGAACGUAAAAAACGUGAAGAAGAAGACGCUCGUAUAAAAGCUGAAACAGCAGACAAGGAACGUGCUGAAAAUGAAAAACGUAUCGCACAAGAAAAAACCAGUUUAGCCAAAGAGAUCAAUGAACUUCGUCGUCGGGAAUUGACGGAAUUCUAUGAAUUUAUUAAACCUCGUCGACAAGAAGCGCAUGAAAUUAAAAUAAAACAACGAGAAGCUUUCAAGUGGAAGCGUGUGCUGCAAUGUGAUGGGACACCAGAUCCCACUGUACUGCCAGAAAUCAAUACGUACAUGUCAUUGUGGCGAGAUGAACAGAAAAAUACAGCUAUCGAAAAUACAAUGGAUCAAACAAAUCUAGUACUAUCGUUGAUCAAUGAACUGAAUACAGUUAUUAAUUCAAUUCCAAAUGGUACACAAGAAGUUGACCGCAUUCCAAUUUACAAACAGACUAUUCGUGAACUAGAAGAUAUGUUACAUGCUAAAUGGUUGCAAGCCGCUCACGACAUUAUGUUGAAGGCAACGGAUUUACAAGAUUUAGAGACAAACAAUUUUCAAUAUACAGCGGAAAAUCAAAAUGUGACACUUUGUGUAUGGGCUAAUCUAAGUCAUAAUCCAAGAAUGAAACCUUUUACUUUUGAUAAAUGUAAUUUUACUUUCGAACUGCCAAAACCAUUAUUGUUAGCAAAUGUAGCUAUUGUGGGACUAUUCUUGAAGUAUGAUUAUUAUUCUGAACGAUCAUUAUUAUCAAAAUGUCGAACAAAAGCACCAGAAUAUGAAUAUGAUCCUAUACCAGAGCCUCUUGUCGAGGAAACGCCACCUGAUGACGACGAACGAAAACUUACUAAUGAAAAUUCAUUUGAUGCAAAUUUACCACCAGAAUUAAGAAAAUUAAUGGAACAAACGAAACAAAGAGAAGAGGCUGAAGCUAUGUUGGCUAGAGAUGCAACAUCUGAACAGUCAGCCGUAGUAUCUGAAGAAGAAAAACUUGGUAAUCAACGUUCAACAACUGAAUUAAAUAGUCCAAAAUCUGUCUCAAAUCAAGAUAAAUUAUUUAAUAGUACAGCCGAUCAAAUUCUUGAAGAACUGGCUGACGAAGCAGUUGUGGAUUUGCGUUCACAUUGGCCGCUGCUACCAAUAUUGAAAAUUGAUUUGUAUCAUAUUCCUCCUCAACCAAAAAAAUUACAAGAGUGGACCAUUGUUCAAGUUGAUAAUAGUGAUAUUCUCGUUCAAUAUCCAUAUCCAAGUGAUCCAAUGAUAGCACAAAGCUUUUAUGAAGAUUUUGUUAACAGUAAAAAUAAAUCAUCAGAUCAUUCAACGAAAAAAGAUGACGAUAAAAAUACGAAAGAUCCAGAAGACACAUUCAUAGAUCCAUCUGCGACACUUGAUGCGACAUUGAUUGAAAAUAAUCCGGAAAUACGAAAGAUGUUUCUAGCAGCUGCAGCCAAAAAUGAAACACCUCUGAUUAUUAAAUUCAAAAUUCCAAAUAAUUUAUUUGUAACGGAAAAACCUCUACUUGGUCGAUGGAUAACGGAGAAAAAACAUUGGAGACAGGAAGGCUAUGUAGAUUAUCAAUAUUUGCCAGAUACUCGUAUGAUAUCAUUUAAAACGUAUGACUUGGGCACAUAUGCUUUACUGAAUGAUCGUCAUGCUCAUAUGCCGUUUCAAUCAUGGAGAAUGCGUCCAAGAGGAAUUGAUCAUGUCAAUUUUACACUGCAAACGCAAACAUUUGAAAUAACAUUUGAAAUUAAGGUAAAAAAGUAA